AGAGAGAGAGAGAGAAGUGUCUCUCAAACCUAACUCUUUAUAAUAAUAAGAGAGAAGCUAUUGCUCUCCAUUAUUCACCCAUUUCUCCAAUCAAUCUCUCUCUCUCUUCUUAUAUUCUAUCUCUCUCUCAUACGAUCUGCAUAGCAUACGGAACAGAGCUAAUUGCUAAACUGUAACAAGAAGAUGAUUGGACAAAGCUUCCCUGAGGAUCUUGAUUGUGGCAACUUCUUUGACAACAUGGACGACAUUCUUGAUUUUCCCGGUGGUGAUAUCGACGUCGGUUUCGACAUAGACGACUCGGACUCUUUCCCUAACAUCUGGACCACUCAUCACGACACGUGGCCGGCCGCUUCUGAUCCUCUCUUCUCUUCCAACACAAACUCUGACUCUUCACCUGAGCUCUAUGUUCCGUUUGAAGAUAUUGUUAAGGUGGAAAGGCCACCAAGAUUUCUAGAGGAAUCUUUGGUUGAGAAGAAGGAAGAUUCGUUUUCAACGAACAUGGAUUCAUCGUCUUCUCAUGGCACAUUCAGGAGCUCAAGUCCAGUGUCGGUGCUGGAAAGCAGCUCCUCUUCGUCUCAAACGACCAACACAACCUCCCUUGUCCUCCCUGGAAAGCACGGUCGUCCUCGUACAAAACGCCCUCGUCCACAUGUCCAUGAGAAAGAUGGAGUCAAAGACAUCGUUGAUUCGUGCCUCAUCGUUAGAAUACCGAAGCAGUUUCUCUCCGACCACAGCAAGAUGAUCACUAAGAAGAAGAAGAAGAAGGCCAAGGUUACUUCUUCAUCUUCUUCUUCAGGGAUUGAUCUUGAAGUUAAUGGAAACAUCAACGUUGAUUCGUAUAGUUCAGAGCAAAAUCCAGUUAGGAAAUGUAUGCACUGUGAGAUCACCAAGACUCCACAGUGGAGGCUUGGCCCUAUGGGCCCAAAGACACUUUGCAACGCGUGUGGUGUGCGUUACAAGUCAGGAAGGCUUUUCCCGGAGUACCGUCCAGCUGCUAGUCCAACAUUCAUUCCAGCUCUUCACUCAAACUCACACAAGAAGGUGGCUGAAAUGAGAAGCAAGAGAUGCAAGGGUGGAAGCCACACAACCGAAGAGAAUGAUCUUCAAGAUUUGAUUCCGAACAAUGCCUACAUUGGUGUAGACUAAAACCAAGAAAGGUGAUUCAAUUUCCAAAUGUUGAAGUGUUUAGAGUUGAGAUGAGUAGGGAAGAGUCUCAGUGAGCAGAACAAUUUUAGAUUUAGAAGAGAUGAAUUAAGAGGAACAAUCAAUUAGAGGAGAUGAAAAGUUAGAAGAGAAUUGAUUGUGAUUGUAUUUUGUAUUUGUAGUGUGAAUGGGCAAAACAGAAGAUUUUGAAGACA
This is a messenger RNA of Raphanus sativus (radish), 1358 nucleotides long. Its product is annotated as GATA transcription factor 8. The transcript is spliced from 3 exons. The record is from RefSeq and is a predicted model, not a curated record. Gene Ontology annotation, cellular component: nucleus. Gene Ontology annotation, biological process: positive regulation of DNA-templated transcription. The coding region runs from base 184 to 1146 and encodes 320 amino acids. Gene Ontology annotation, molecular function: zinc ion binding; sequence-specific DNA binding. NCBI's taxonomy places the organism in Eukaryota, Viridiplantae, Streptophyta, Magnoliopsida, Brassicales, Brassicaceae.